This is a messenger RNA of Geodia barretti, 3285 nucleotides long. NCBI's taxonomy places the organism in Eukaryota, Metazoa, Porifera, Demospongiae, Tetractinellida, Geodiidae. The record is from the annotation of a GenBank genome assembly.
AUGGCGGCGGUGGCUCUGGUUCUGUGUGUGUAUCUUCUCUCAGUAGCCAGUCAAGGAGUGGUAGGAGACAAGGUGUACACUGUGGUGGCAAACCAGUCGGCCAGUAGCUGUCUCAGUGAGAACAAGACAGAGUGCAGUCUCAUGUACUAUGCUGCUCACCCAGACCAGUAUUUCAGAGAAGACAACACCACCUUCCACUUCCUGCCUGGACAGCAUGAACUGGUGGACUCAACUCUUGUUCUGAUGGCCAACAUAUCAAACCUCGCUCUCUAUGGAACUGAUGUACAUGAAGUUACAGUUGUGUGCAGUGGAGAAGAUUCAGGAGGAUUCUCAUUUUACAACAUUACCAACCUCACCAUCCGGGAACUGAGCGUUUCGAACUGUUCUAAGCAAUCCUCAUAUUACCAUGCCUUGGUAGCAGUGGAUAUGAAUCAAAUUGUAAACAUUGAAAUGGACUAUGUCAAUAUUCGGAAUACGGCCGGUGUUGGUCUCUCACUGAGUGAUAUUUAUGGCAACAGUUCUAUUAAUAACAUCAAGGUUGAUUUCAGCCACAGUGCGCACAGAUCCAUUGGCGGAAACUUCUUCCUUUAUUAUUCACGUUACUUUAGGAAUGAUACGGUGAUGAUGAACAAUAUAAAGGUUUCAAACUCAUUCUUUAGAAACGGGACAAAUAUCGUCUAUAGUAACUCACCAAGUACCGGAAUUGCCAUCGAAAUAAACUGUUUUGCCAAUGUUAGCAUUGUCUUUGACAAUGUCGUCGUCUCUGGGAAUCAAGCCGGAAGUGGGGGAAACAUUUUGAUAAAUUUCGGAAGCUGGUCUGGUCUGUGGAGUGUCUCAGUCUCCAUUCUCAACAGUCACAUACUCAACGGUACUGCCAACUCUGGUGCUGGUAUAUGUAUAUUUGCAACAGCUGGCGAUAAAGGCAGUCCUGGCCCCUUGGAAAGUACCACCACCUUAUUGAAUAUUGGGAAUACACGUUUUGAAAACAACACUGCACACUAUGACGGUGGUGCAGUGUAUAUGAGGCUACACGAGAACACCCAAAGAAACCUGGGGAGAAUAGCAUUUGACAACUGUACUUUCAAAGAUAACAAGAUAGUUCAUAACACCUCACACGGCGGAGUGGCUGUACACAUUGUUACGUAUACGUUACCGAGAUAUGUCCAACACAGCAUGAUAUACUUUGAGCUGGAGUUCAGUGACUGUAAGUUCUUGGAAAACUCUGCGUUGCACAACAGUAGCUCAAGUCAGCCGCGAACUGGAGCUCUUUACGCUGAAAACACCUACAGCGUCACUCUUCUGAACUGCCAAUUUAUUGACAACGACUGUUCCGGUAUUGUCGGUAUCGCGAGCAACUUUCUAAUGCACGGUGAGAAUGAGAUUAGGGGCAACACAGCAAUAAAAGGCGGUGGAAUAUUUUUCUGUUCCGGGUCUGUGAUGCACCUAUACAACGGUACACAGUUGAAUAUCUCUGAAAACAAUGCUACACUGAGUGGAGGUGGGAUUUAUGUGGAUGCAGAAUGUUCUCCAGCUGUGGAGUUUUGCUUCUUUCAGGUGGACAAUAUAACGGCUGACAAUGCUACCCUCCAGCAAACACAAGUCUAUCUCGUUAAUAACACUGCUGAUUCUGGGAGUGCCCUUUAUGGAGGCCUGAUAGACUGGUGUAUCCUAUACGACAAACGUGGUCAAGACUAUAAUAAGUCGUACCCUUCAAUAAUUUUUAACAAUACGUUCAGCAUAACACAUGGAAAAAACGACCUAUCUGUUGUAUCAUCUGACCCCAUGUAUGUUGGGUUCUGCAAUGUGACACAAUUUGAGCAACGAAACUGUCCACUUAACACAACUGUGGUAGUUAAACCAGGGAAGACAUUUGCCGUCUCUGCUGUCAUAAUGGGUCAACACCACGGCCUUGUUGCAGGUGUGGUCGUCGCACAAUGCAUUGAUGAAGACUGCUCAAUUUCAAAUAAUGAAUACAGUCAGUACAUUAACACGUCAAGUAUUUUAAGUGGGAGAUAUUUGACCUACACUGUGUUCUCCAGAGAGAAAAGAAAUGUAUCGUUAAAGUUGGUAGCAGAGGAUUACUUCUCUGGAUUUCCAUCCUACCAGUACCAACCUUCGUUCGUUAACACCUUCAUCGAAAACUGUCCUCUUGGAUUUAUUGAGCAUGACAAAAUGUGUUCGUGCUUAAAAGGUAUUCCAUGUAAUAUCACAAACCAGACGGUUUUUCGAUCAAGUCCUCAUUGGAUUGGAUACCGAAAAGAGUGUGGUAUCGCAAAUUCUAAAGACAUAAUUUUACAUUCGUCCUGUCCACUGGGAUAUUGCUUCGAUAAAAGUGUGUAUAUUCAUGCAACUGUCGACCACUUUUACCAAGACGUGCAAUGUGCUAAACACAGAACUGGUCUCCUCUGUGGGAAGUGCAAACAGAACUACAGUUUGGGGUUUGGGUCUUCUCAGUGUCUGGCUGGUUGCAGUACACCUCACAGUGUCAAGUCAUAUGAUGAAACAACCUACACCUCAGUGUGGCUGCUUGAUGCCAAUGUCCACUAUCUUCAUGGGAAACAUACUAUACUGUUUGUGGUGGCAUGUUUGGCUGGGGUUGUGGCUCUCCUCUAUGCCCUCAUCCUUACCUUCAUUCAGUGCCUGAGAAGAGCUCCCAACAGCAGAAUGUGUGGGUGGAUCCAGAGACUCAAACCUCUACUGGAUGCCUACACUGGUCCUUACAAGAAUAAGUACCACUUCUGGACUGGGUUCCUGCUGCUUGUGAGAAUCUUUCUUUUUACUGCUUUUGCACUAAAUUUUGAUAACAACCCUAUACUGAACUUCACUUUGAUCAUAACUGUUUCAACCCUGCUGAUAUCUGGAAUCCAAAACGGCAUCUAUUACAACAGGUUCAUUGGUUUGCUGGAGACUUCGGUCUAUGCCAACCUAAUCCUCUUUUCGGCAUUCUCAAUGCUGUCAAUGAAGUCAAGUGAUGGUCACAAAACUGUUGUCGUGUGUGUGUUUGGUGGAUGGGCUUUCCUGACACUAGUGGGCAUCAUCCUCUAUCAUGGCUACAAGAACUGGCUUAAAGACUCUCUUGUAUUGGGCCACUUGCAAGUGUGGUUCUAUGCAAGGUUGAGGGGCAGUGGUGAUCCUAACAGAGCAGUCGUACAACCACUGAUCAUCGGGAGAGAUGGAAAUGAUGUUUCACAAGAAAGUGAUAGUGAGUUCGAGUCUGGAGAGGAACUUAGUGACCAAGUCACUCCACAGCUUCGGGAGUCCCUCAUUGGGAGCCUUAACAGCUAA